This is a messenger RNA of [Torrubiella] hemipterigena, 876 nucleotides long. The record is from the annotation of a GenBank genome assembly. NCBI's taxonomy places the organism in Eukaryota, Fungi, Ascomycota, Sordariomycetes, Hypocreales, Clavicipitaceae.
AUGGCAGCCAUCAAGACCAUUGUCGCCACCGGCCUCUCAUCCGGCUUGGGCUUUGAAGCACUUAAGCAGCUGCUCGCUGAGUCGCAACCAUACCGAUUCAUUCUCGGCGUUAGAAACACCGCUUCUACAGACGAGGCCCUCAAGGCCGUCGACUUUGACCGCACAGCUAACCCCGUCACGCUGCUGCCGCUGGACCUUACUGAUGUAAAGGGCACCAAGACCUUUGCGCAAAAGGUCCUCCAGGACUUGGGCACCACUGGCAUUGACUAUCUGCUGCUCAACGCUGCUCUUAUUAAGAAUGCCUCCGAGCCUACUCCCUACGGCGGCAAAUGGUGUGAGUCCAUGGUAGUCAACCAUGUCGCCCAGCACUAUCUCAUUCACCUUCUCCGUGAGAAGCUCGUCGCGUCUCACUCGCGCAUUGCCAUCGUGUCCUCUGGCGCGAUCCGCAAUGUCCCCGACGCUAGCAAGAUUGAGGAGACAUUGAAGGAUAAGUCAUCCGCAAGCCAUUUUGACAUCUACAGCGCCAGCAAGUUCACUCAGCUCCUCGGUGCGCACUGGUGGCGCCGCGAGCUCAAAGGCCAGUGUGAUGUAGUGGCAGUAUCCCCUGGCCUAAUCCCAAACACCGGCCUUGGCCGCUACAGCAACUUCAAAAUAUCGGAGGAUAUGCCCGAUGCAAAGUCCGUUGCCACAGGUGCCAAGAGCAUCAUUGAAGUUCUCAAGCGCAACGACUUCCCUGAGGACCCAGACCGCAUCUUCCUGACCAGCUGGGGUGAGUGGUGGUCCCGAGAUACUAUUGCCAUGUCGUGCGACAAGGAGCUGCAGGACAAGUGGUCAUUUAGCAAGGAGGAGAUUGAAAAGGACGCUGGCAUUGUUUAA